AUGGCCAGAGACAUGCAAGUUAAGUUUGAUAAAUACUGGAAGGAUUAUUGUGUAAUCUUGGCUAUGAGAGCAGCUCUAGAUCCAAGAAUAAAGAUUAAUAUGCUGGAAGCAGCUUAUAAAGAAGUGGAUCUGACUACUACAAGCUUGGAGACUGAAAAACUCAAGAAAAGUUUGAGUGAUCUCUAUAAAGAGUAUCAAAAACUGUCUCAAACAAGUUCUUCAGGUGGUUCACUUGCGCCAACUCCACAUGAGAUUGUCACAGAAUCUCCACUUGAAGAUGAUUACUAUAAUAGCAUUGGAGGUGGAGCUGGUGAUCCAAAGACACAUUUGGAUAUCUAUUUGGAAGAACCCAGGCUAAAUAGGAAGGCUAACUUAAAUUUGGAUGUCUUGAGUUAUUGGAAAGAGAACCAAUAUCGAUUUGGGGAUUUAUCAUCUAUGGCCAGAGACAUCCUCAUCAUUCCGAUCACCACAGUAGCUUCUGAGUCUGCCUUUAGCGUUGGUUCCCGAGUUUUAACUCCUUACCGAAACCGUCUCUUACCUAAAAAUGUCCAAGCUCUUCUUUGCACUAGGAAUUUGCUGCGUGGUUUUGCUGAAUACCAAGGUAAAAAAGCUUAA
Messenger RNA from Brassica oleracea var. oleracea, 615 nucleotides. RefSeq names its product zinc finger BED domain-containing protein RICESLEEPER 4-like. Bases 1 to 615 code for a protein of 204 amino acids. The transcript is spliced from 2 exons. The record is from RefSeq and is a predicted model, not a curated record. Gene Ontology annotation, molecular function: protein dimerization activity; DNA binding. Lineage: Eukaryota; Viridiplantae; Streptophyta; Magnoliopsida; Brassicales; Brassicaceae.